Trematosphaeria pertusa is the source of this 1704-nucleotide messenger RNA. RefSeq lists its product as uncharacterized. Gene Ontology annotation, molecular function: metal ion binding. Bases 1 to 1704 code for a protein of 567 amino acids. NCBI's taxonomy places the organism in Eukaryota, Fungi, Ascomycota, Dothideomycetes, Pleosporales, Trematosphaeriaceae. Gene Ontology annotation, biological process: nuclear inner membrane organization. The transcript is spliced from 2 exons. The record is from RefSeq and is a predicted model, not a curated record. Gene Ontology annotation, cellular component: chromosome, centromeric core domain; mitotic spindle pole body; nuclear inner membrane.
AUGCCGCAGCUGCUCCGGCGCAAGCUGCGCUGCCACUACUGCAACUCGAAUUCGCGGAACGAGCAGUCGGGCAUUCCUCGGACAUGGCUGUGUCCCUACUGCGACGCGGUGAAUCAUUUGGACGAGCGCGGUCAGAUUACCGACCCGCCCCUUGAGACUAUUGCGGCCCAAGCACCUCAGUACGCACGCAACCGCUCCCCUACCCCCGUCAUGUCCGCCGAGUCGCCGUUCUGCGAUACCUGCCAGCGCAACCAGCUCCUCCUAAACAAGACACUGGCCGAGUACAUACCCGACGAAGAUGAUCCAGAGUACGACAAGUACGCCGCAUCUGUGGAUGACUACCGCGCCGAACUCGAAGAACGAUAUCCGCAAGUCUGCGAGAACUGCAUCGAGCGGGUUCAGGCCCAGAUCCGGGCGGCCGGUUAUGCGGCAAAGGCUGAUCACUUGCGCCGAAUACUAGAGCAGAGUACAAAAGCUAGGGGUGACGCAUACACUCCCCGGCAGUUCUGGACGCUAUGCAUCAUCUCGCUCGCGGAGUGGACCUACAUCGUCAGCGUCUUAGUGGGGCUCAUUUGGCACGCUUUCGGAACCAUAGUCGCGCCGGAUGCUGGAAUGUUCGAGGAUGGGGAUUUCAGCUGGCGCAUAUGUCUGCAAAAGGCGGUCAUGGUCCGGGAAGUCGACCAAUCCUGUUUACGGUCGCCUUACAUCCUGCAGCUUGUCAAAUACGCCUUAAUUGCGGACCUCCUUACCAUCUGGUGGAACCCGAAGCUGAAGCAGAAGACCAACCGCGCCGGCGGCCGGAUGCGCGGUCUCCAUUUAGUCUGGUGCGUGCGCAUCGCCGUGCUUGCGGUCCGCUACCUCAGCUUCCGCUCCUUUGGCGCUAUAGAGAUGGAGCAGAGGGACCAUCCGCAGCGGUUCCAUUAUACGCACGGCAUCAUCUUCGCCAUCCUACUAUUGUCCACCAUUGUUGGUUGGAACUCCGUCCGCAUCGUCUACCCGUCCACUGCAUCAUUGAAGAAACCUCUAGAUUCCCACCUACCCAGCGCACCGAAUAGCGCUGAAAAGGCUCGCAGGUCCGGACCUACCUCCGUACUGCCGAACAGCUCCAGCUUCGACACGAUGGCGCAGUCUUUCACAUCAAGCUUCCUUGCUGAACCAAGCACGAACUACCCGCCGUCGCCCACGCUUAGCGCGGUAUCCUCUGCUACCCAUGACAGCGAGACGAGUACACCAUAUAUGCGCAGACCGAGCACAAGAGGAGGAGACGACGCCAUGGACUGGACACCCACGCAAAAGCGCUUCGCUAGCAAUACGCCCUCCAUCCUCCCACCCCAAUGGCUCCCGUCUUCCCCUCUCCCUCAGCCCACCCCGACUCGGCAACAGCACUCCAUCUUCAGCAAACCCGAUCCAAACCCAUUCCGCCACAAGAUUCCCGCCGCUCCGAAGGCACCAGCGCAAGCGAAAGCGAACCCAUGGAAUCCAGGCGUAUGGGCGCCACCACUGAAAGCAACAACCACAAAUUUCUUCAAGGAUAACAGGAAGGGCGAAGAGCACGGCGAUAGGGGGCUGCAGGGUAUUGGCGUGCCGAAGAACAUCCAGAAAGAUGCGGAAAUGUUUCAAGCACCGAAGUUGAAGUACGAUUACUAUGGCAAGUUGAAGGAGACGGGGCUUGAGAGCUCCUUCAAUGACUUGUUCUCGAAAUGA